Molecule: messenger RNA, 3731 nt
Organism: Monomorium pharaonis (pharaoh ant)
Lineage: Eukaryota; Metazoa; Arthropoda; Insecta; Hymenoptera; Formicidae
Product: RAB11-binding protein RELCH homolog
Exons: 16
Coding region: 177-3518 (1113 amino acids)
Biological process (GO): intracellular cholesterol transport
Cellular component (GO): recycling endosome; trans-Golgi network
Molecular function (GO): protein binding
Source: RefSeq, a predicted model, not a curated record
AGACAGCACCCUGAGUUGUCAGCAGUUGUCAGUGUGUUCGCGCUAUAAUAAUCUGUUUUUCAUUGCAUAUGUGUGGUGUUUAAUGUCAAAACGGCGUAUUACGCAGGGCGGACUGAUAUCUCACGUGGAGCUCGUGGAAAUGUCAUUCCCGAGGAGUACCUGAGCGCGUUGGCAUCAUGGCGAGUAUCGUCCAGGAAGUAAAGGAGUCCCUGCCCGCGAACAACAAAGUUAUUUCAGGAUAUGCGGCUGCAAGGACGUCGAUUUCCUACGAAGAGAUGGCCACAAAACUCCUCAAUGAAAAACUCCUCUUGACAGCUUUGGAACUGCACGCCGAAUUGUGCGAAGCUGGCAAGGAGCUACCAGUACUACGAGAAUUCUUUUCAAAUCCAAACAACUUUGAGAGCUCCAAUAUUAGACCAGAGCCAUACACUCCAAUGCCCAGAUCUUCUAGUCAGGCUACCUUGGAUUCAUUGGAUAUGACUCGAUACUCAGAAGAUGGAGCCGGCGUUGAUGAACGAGUGGCCAUUCUCGAAUUCGAGUUGCGCAAAGCCAGGGAAAAUAUUUCUGCCCUGCGUGCCAAUUUAACUGUAACAGAAUUGGAGGGAACGCUUAAGGUGCCAGACAAGAACUCGGAGAAGAAUCUGACCCUCGAAUUGCCUAUAAAACCAUAUGAACAGCGAGCACUGAAUUUUCUCAUUAAUGAAUAUCUGCUGAUGAGAUCGUACAAGCUUACCUCGAUCACGUUCAGCGAUGAAUGUGAGGAGCAGGAUUUUGAGGACUGGCAGGAUGUUGGGCUAAAUAUUCCCAAACCUACAGAAUUAUUGCAGAUAUAUCGAGAGUAUAUGAGAGCCAACGGAUACGACAAACCGUCGUCAACCAGCGUUGCUGUGCAAACGGAAUUUGUGGCCGAGGAUGUCGAGGAGCAAAAGAAUGAAUCUCUGGAAAUGACAGAACAGAUUGAAAGAUUGCAGCAGCAAAUUGUGGUUCUGGAGCAAGAGAAAACUGCUCUCCAGGAGGUUAUUUCAUUAAACAAGGAGAAUGUUAUGGAAAAUCCAGUAAAGUCAGGUAGCUGUGGAACUAUCCGUACCAUCAAUUCCAACUCUACGACUCCCGACAAGUUUGAACUGCUCGAGCCAUUACCCAAGGACAUGUCAACCACUACUCAAGAACCAGAAGAAGAUGAUAGCGCUUCUGUAGUAGUUAGCCUAGAAGAAACAGAUCCAGGAGACAAAGAAUGGACCAGACUGCAAUUACCCAGAGUAAAUAUUACAGAGAAAUCCUCCGUCCUACCAACCACAUCCUCCAGAGAUUUGCCGAUUAAAUUCAAGUCGGAAAUAGCAACACACUGCACGGCGAGUGUUUCGGAAUUGUUAAUAUCCUCGGUGGAAGAAUCAUUGAAGCACGGAAUUACUCGGGAUACGCUAGUUGAUAUUUUAACGCAUACUUUACCACGUGUAGUACCCAACAUUAUCCUUAAUAAGCGUGAGGAAAUCAUUCCUCUGAUCCUUAGUGCAAUCCAUCUUCAUUCUAAUUCCAGCGAGAGGGAGAAGUUGCUGCAGCUACUAUUCAACUUAAAAAAGAGGCCGCAAGAGGAUGAACGGCAAAUGAUAUUGGCCGGAUUAAUCAUAAUGGCGAAGCUUGCAAAACAGCCACAGGAAACGGAAGAAAUCCUAACAAUUUGUUGGGAACAAAGUCAACACAAAUAUCCGGAGAGAAGAUUAUUAGCUGUCGAAUGUUGUUCUGUGUUGGCGUCCUAUACAUCGGCUUCCAUCAGAAACUCGCUGAUGCUGUCAAUGUUACAACAGAUGUUAUUGGAAGACAAGGAUCCUGUUGUACGAAUUAGUGUAGUGAGAAGCCUUGCACUACUUAUAGCUUUGAUGGAUGAUCCUGAUAAAUACUUUCAAUGUGAAGAACUGGUAUUAACGGCGCUCCACGACACGUCAUCGAUAGUCUUUGAGACAGCGUCGUCAGUAUUGUUACCGGUUUUGGCACAAUGGGCAUUAUCCCUGAGGAGGUUGCAUUUGAACCUGCUACCGCGCAUAAUCUCAAAAGUUAAAAACCAGCUAAAACCUCAGAUGUUACCGAACAAAGAUUACGUCGACGAAGAGAAAUUAACACCAUCGAUCAGUAUUCUAGAAUGCAUCUUACCUUACACUAUCUUGUGUGUUGCCAAUACCGACACGGUGCGAGCUUCCAUCAAGGAUGACACAUCAGCAGAUUUGUCCGAGGAAUUUCUGGCGUUGUGUCAUUCCAAUAUUAUCGACCCAAGAAUAUUCUACGAGGAUUCUGUCAACGUCGGAGUUCUUCUCAACACCUUCUUCUCCAAAUCAUGGGAAGACGCAUCCUGGCCAGAAUUAGAGUGGUUCACGAACAAAUUAAUAUUUGAUGUUUUGGACAUGGUAAAGUCUGUGGAUGCAACUCAGGAAAACGUUUUAAAAAUCCUUCUUACAUAUAUUCAUUCGUUGUGUAUGGGAUUUGGAAAAUAUAUCACACAAUCCAGGAUACAGACAGUAUUUUCCACAGAGGUAUCAGAACUUGAAAAGCAAUUGACGGCACUAUCGGCGGACAAGAUAAAUAUAAGCCUUGCGUUGAUCCCUAGUUACUUGGUGAUUCUGAGUACUCUCGAUUCCACAGAACUCGCAAACUAUUUUAAACAAUUCCUCGUAAUUUUAUCUAUGAGUGGCACUAGUAUAUUUUGGCUGCAAAUCUCCAUGAGUAUAUUAUGCGUCUGUGAACAAACACAAGAAUACGUGCUUGCUAGUUUAUGGGAUGGUGUAGUGCAUCAAAGAUCAUCUGUAAGAUGUGCAACAGCAACAUUAUUUGAUUCCAUUAUUGCACUUGUCUCGGAUCGAUUAGCGAAUGCCAAGAUUGUACCAGCUAUUGUAACACUCGCCAGCGAUCCUGAAGUUGGCGUGCGUUGCGCUGCAAUCUCCACACUAGGUCGUAUAAUAACGGAAUGCAAAGUCAAGGAAGCGCGCGAUAAAGCACGUUUAACAUUGGAAACGAUCGCGAAGGAUCCUCAAGACUUCUCUCAAAUUUUAGCUACUUCAUUGGUAUCCACGUUCGCAGUCAUUGCUCCUACUUGUCCACAGAAUUAUAUAGAAGACAUAAUAGCGACGUACUUGUCAACAAUUGCUUCGUUCGCGCUUCAACAGAGCCGUAAGCUCGAAUUAGUAAACGCGCUGGUGGAGGCGUAUUCUGUGCUGGUUUAUUGCCCGUUAAGUAGUCAAUGCGUUUCCGGAAUAGUGCUACCGGGGCUAAAGCAUCUAGAGACGCUAGUAAAUCAGUGCCUGCCUCAGCAAAAAGAUGCUGUACGUUCCUUGCUCAGAGAAGUGGAGUCUAAGCAGGAUUUACCAAAGCCGAUAGACAGAACACUCUCGACGAGUUCCGGACUUUCUCUAUCGAUGGCGACAGUAAAUGUUGGCCAAGGUGUCGAAGACAUGCGCCAGAGGAUGAGUAAAAUCUUUCAACCUAAAACUGGAUCACCAGGCAUGCCGAGUAUUUUCCGUAAGAAAUAAGCUCCGCACAGCAGUCAUGAGGAGAAGCGGCCACGUCGAAAAGACUCACAAGAGCAAUCAAGGUUGUUGUUAGAUAUAAAUAAUGUUUUAACAAAUGUUAACUUAUUUUUUUAUUGCACUAGCUCUGUAAGUAACGUGUAAAUUAUUUUGUUUAAAUAUUAACGAGAAGAAUUUGGAGAUAAAGAGUACGAGUAUUUUUCACGUUUAACAAAA